ACAGAGCUAAAGAAUCUGAUUUCUCAGCCACAAUCAACGGCACCAGGAAACAAGAGAGCACUUCCAGCAGCAGCGUUAGCCGUACUAAGUAAUCCUAAAGUACAAGAAGCAGCUGUAGACAAAGGAAUUGAAGUCGUUGGGAAAAUGGUUGACAAAACUUUAGAAAACGUUGAACACGCACAAAAUAAAGCAGCUCAAUUCUUAAAGAAGGAGGUAUGGUGAUAUACUUAUCUUUUAUAGACUUGUAAACCCUUUGCCCUGUACUCGUCGCUAAGGGGUCCUUAUUCCUUGUAAAUGUUUUAAAUCCCAUUACAUACAAUAACCGACAGAGUUUGAUCAAAACAGUUUUUGCGUAGAGUGAAUUAAGAAACUUUUUAGUCAAGUUAAACGCAAGGCAGAUAACUCACACCGCUGGAGCUUUUAUAAAUUUCCGUACUAUGAAGCAGCAAAGUGUAUAUUAACUCCCUUGAGUGGGAUUAUAGUUCAUCGCGGGUUGCUUAAAACGACUUUCCUCUGGCAUCCCUGAAAGCUCGCCUCUCACACUUCUGGGUACGAGAGGCAUUGUGCGACUAGAGCGUCUUGCCCAGGAACACAACAGAUUUACCAAAAGGUGCGAAAACCAGGAUCUUCCAGCUUCAUGACAACCUUUUUAAUUAUUAAAUUCAGAUAAAGCUGGACAUUACUCCCGACAAGGCCUGGAUAAGUGACGACAUGUUUGUUCCAUCAGCCUAUCACCUGGAUGCCUCCAUUGAAGAUGACUCCAAAUCUCCGGUGGAAGAAGGAGAAACUCCGUUUACAUACCCGGCAGGAAUGGGUCAGAUUCUUAUGAACGGAUGUUGGGGAAAAGACUACAAGAUUGGUGAUCCGUGUUACAAUGCGAAGGAAAACUCGUCAAUAUGUAGGGUAAGGAUAAAUAUCAUGAAAAUAAACUUUAAGGAUCAGGAUUAUCUAUAAAAAGAAAACGAAAUUCAAUCUGGUCAACUAUUAUGAAAUCAUUAGUUUAUCAGAAAAAUUAAUAAGAACAGAAAAGCAAAAAGAAGAAUAAAAAAAGAAAAAGAAAGGAAAUAAGGCGAGCAAUCAGAGAAAGGGGUGAGAAAGAAAAAUUAUCAUUCAAGGAAAUAACAGCUUUCUCCUUUGAUAUUGAAGAAAUGUAAAAUGGUUUCCGUGUUUACAUAGCUUGAUGUAAACACGCGGGAGGUUGGGAGAACACGAGAUAAGCGUAGGAAACCACGACGCGAAGCUUAUCACAUUUCUUUUAUAAAAUAACUAAUGAAAGAGGAACGAAAACCGUGUUUACAUACGCUUUAUGGUUUAUACGUUUUAUGGCCAAUCAGAGCGCGCGUACUAUUUGAAUUAUUUUAUAACACUGUUUCUCAUUUUAUUUGCAUGGAACUUUCCUUCAGAGAACUUUUCAAUUGCAUUUACCUCGACAGGAUAUGAUUGAUGGCGCCGCUUUCAUAGGUGUGGGUUUUGACGGUAGCGGAGAAUAUAGUCCAGAGUCCAGAAAAAUGAGCAUUGUCCAGAGGAACUGUGUCAAUAAAGCAACGUAAGAAUGAGAUUCAUUUAAACUCUGCCGCAUCAUCGAGUGUCUCUCCCUCCUAUUGCCUCAAUAGUUCUAUAUAGUUCUAUGGUUCAGUUUUCGCUUCAGUUUUGACCCCUUUUUUUCUCAGCUACGAUGACCUAGACGUUCCAGACACCAUGAAUGUCCAUGGUAUUUAUGAGACGUCAGCGUUUACGUUGACCUUUGAGAACAGGGCUGAAUACCAGACAUAUCUUCAACACCAGGCUGGCGUCUCAGGUUCCAUAUUUGGCUUCAGUGCAGGAGUGAAAAAAGCCUGGGGUGGCUCAAUGCAAACUAGUACUCAGCAGUAUAUGGCUGCCUUGUACGUGGAUGCAGAGAGGUGAGUAAGCAACACUGCGCAAUGAAUUUGGAUACAACUAAGCAAACGCUUAUUCACAACAUUAACAGACCAAAGAGUUCCAAAUUGUUUCCAAUGCUGAAUGACGCCAAGGAAAACCAAGUAUUAAUUGCAGUAUUCAUGUCUUGGAUGAGGACUUUUGCCACGGUUGUUGAAAUGCAAGAAAAUCUCAUUGAUCACAGAUGUUUGCACGAGGACCCUCCUUUACGGAAACGGUCGUCUGACUAACUGAUGCACUCUUUGAAUUUAAGGUACGAAAUCUUCAUGGACGAAGUAAAACCAAGUGAUCUUAGUCUGUCAUUCCUGAGAGAAUUCAUGGAACUCCCAAUCUCCUAUUUUCAACCUGGUGCACAGAUAAAAUACCGUAAGGAACAUUCUCUGACUUAUGUUAACACUGAUCCUUUGAUAAUGCCCACAUCCACAUAAAGAUGUUCAGAUUGAUGAAAGAAUUGGCCAUUUAUGUGUCACAUAAAUAUCCUGUUCUCAAAUUAUUAAACUGCAAAAAAAUCGAGGGAGAAAACAGCACAAAGUAAAGGUUUCCCAAAUUGUGGUUUCUUACUUCGAAUGCAUGGUUAAUAAAUUGUGCACGUGGUGAUCUGAUAAAAAUUAAUAAACCAGUUUGAAAACCGAAGAGAUUUACACAUCUACACAUUGUAGUUGAUAAUAUAUAUCUUCAGACAGCUUUGUUCUGAUCCAGUUUCUUUCUCUUUUUUUUUGCAUAAAAUGACAUUCAUGAUUAAACCACUUUUGCCAUUAUAUAACUAUAUGCAAUGUUGAGGUAUCCACCAAAUAAAAUGAGGAAAAUUCGGACGCUAAUAAGUGGAAAUGAGAGUUAAAUUUAGAUAUUAUGGCAGGUUAUAAGAGAGGAAGGGGUUGGGGUAGGGGAAAGCUUGUUCUUGCCGUAUAUUGUCUGAUUCUGGUAAGAGAACGAUGUCAGAAAAUUGAGAACGAUAAAUGUAACCUGGAGUUGUAGACAUGCAUUGUUGGUCAAUUUUGAGAAUUUGGUUCCUACAUGAGUUCAAUUACACUGUCAUGUUCAUCUCGCUUACGCCAACAGAGAACUUCAUCCAACGAUGGGGUACCCACUACAUAAAAUCAGCGAAAUUCGGAGGCCAACUGCAAAUAAGAAAAACUAUGGAAGCGUCCCAAGUGGCAUCAAAACAUGCAUUCGCAGAAAAAAUGGAGAUGGAAUUUAGAUUUUUAUUCGCAAGCGGUGGGGCCAAGUCAAGUACUGAAGGAGGUCAAGAAGCAAAAGCCCAAAACAAAUUCACUUCCACUUCAGUUAUGGCACAGGGUGGGAGCCAAGAGAUUGCAACCAUUCUCUCAGAUGUGUACUCGCCAACGUUCAAGUCGAGUUUAAGGGAAUGGCUGCAGAGUAUUCCAAAUUAUCCCAAGGCUUUCCGUUUUUUGUUGGGAUCGAUAGUUGACCUAGUUAAUUUCCGUGCAAACGAUUUGUUUUCUGCAGAAGACGUCGACUGGGGAUGCGAGGGGAAUGUACAAAAUAUUGUAGAAGAAACAAGAGGGGAGACAACUCAAAGGUACUACACGGUGACAAAUGCUGAUGGAAGAGUCAAGAAGUUCUACUGCCCUUUUCAAGACCGGGAAGAAUUGGAUGUUGCUUUGAGGAAAAGGCGUUCCAGUCUCAACAGGGCUAUCGAGAUUUUUAUGGCCGAGGUGUGUUAAAGUAGAACUCUUAAAAUAAUGAAAAAAGGGCUACAGAAUCAAUGAAUAGCGAGAAACUACGGACUGUGUUCGUAGAAUUCGUCAUAUUACUCAUUGAUCAUUUUUUUCUCAAAGAAUAUUGACUACGAGGUGAUUGGCAUAAAGCUUAACCGCUGUGUUUUCUGGGAAAAGAAAAACAGACUUAAGUUCAUGGUACUAUCACCGCUGUCUCAAUGCCCCUAUUAUCGCUUUCGAUGGAAAAGGCAGAAUCCCUGAAAGCCAUUGGGAACGUCAUGGCUCACCGUUGUUCUAACGGAGUGAAAAACAAGCCUUUGGUUAACAAUUGUUAGCUCUGCCGCAACUACACUGUCAGACGUUCGACUGUUAUUAAAUCGGCCAGACCUGCAGACUCAUUCCUUUACGUACUAGAUACUUAAAGACUAUAAAAAUAAUUUAUUUUGAAUGACAUAUAUAUUUGUUCUGCUUAGGGCCCGAUAUCUGUUUCUGAUAUGGUGAUUUCAAAGUGCACACGGGAAGACAAAACUACUGAAGUCAACGAUGGCUUUUUUCUCAAUACCCGUGUUCCAAAGUGGAAAGAAAUACACAAGAAAACUCGACCCUCACAGUUAAAUUUGAUAUGGAGACCAAUUUGGCCCGUGGGGUAGACGGUUUGGGAAAAAUCGAGAAAAACAUGACCCGAGAAGUUAAAUUUACUGGUGGUAGAUGGUUCACUGCUGAUGAGUACGGCAAGUUCCACCUGUACAGUGGAUAUCGUAACGGAAAGAGCGGUGAGCUGAGGAACCACAAGUUAUCCAUAUUUGGCCUUGUCCUAACUUAUAAUUCAAAAUAUGGAAGCUUGGAUCUUAUCAAAGAAGACUUCAAUGAAUCUAAACGGACUUAUCCAACCUUAAGAGAGGAAAUGAUUGGAUUUCCACUACCACACCUCACUGUGACGCACUCGAAUUCUUUCCACGAUUCAGAUAAACGAGGGUCUGCGCCCUCACCUGCGGUGACACCGUGUAAUGUAAAAUGGUCCAACGCCUUGCGGCUUGACCCAACAACGACUGGUGGCCGUUGCCUUCAUUUCACUGCCUCUUCUGCUGGCGAUUUCUUUGUUGUUUUCGCAACGAUACCGAGUCGGCGCAGCUCUUGGUAUUAUGUGCAGAUUGGAGUCAGAAAAGUUGCAAUUUAUAAGGUCUAUAAAUGUUAACUGAAAGUGUGUGACACAUUUUGAUUUGUGUACGUUGAUAAUCAUUUGUCAGCAACACUCUUAGACUUUGACUAUAUUUUUACUUUUUAGGGAGAGGGAAGUUACAUCAACGUCAGACACUGGAUCUGUGUCUAUCGGAGAUGCAUUGCUGUACCAGUCAUACUUUGUUUGCCUUUAUGAAAAGCCCAACAGCACUCUGAUUGAAUAUGGAAAGUCUCUGGGUAUCUCAGACGGUGGAGACAUAUAUCUGACGCAUCUUGACGCCAACAAUCCCUUAAACGUGCGAUUUUACGCUUUUGGUAACAUGGAUAAGGUUGUCAAAAUAUGGGACGCUCACAUUACACCACGUGACCUUACAGAUGCUGAUUGCAAAGGAAGCACUUACAAAGAUCUCCCAACAAAUCUGUGCUUUUUGAAGUGCCAUGAAUAUUGCGACCCUUUUGCAGGUUGA
Molecule: messenger RNA, 5242 nt
Organism: Pocillopora meandrina
Lineage: Eukaryota; Metazoa; Cnidaria; Anthozoa; Scleractinia; Pocilloporidae
Source: the annotation of a GenBank genome assembly